This is a messenger RNA of Pieris macdunnoughi, 261 nucleotides long. Lineage: Eukaryota; Metazoa; Arthropoda; Insecta; Lepidoptera; Pieridae. The record is from the annotation of a GenBank genome assembly.
AUGUACCUUACGCGAUUUACUCGGCUGGUUGUGCAAGGAAAUUACAAAAAUGGUACAUUUAUAUCAAAGAGAACAGCAACGACAACACCGAGCGGAGCUAUACUUCCAGAACCCGAAAAGACUCCUUUUGGUAUUUUAAGUGUGGUGGGCGCGGUGAUCCCUGGACUUCUUAUUGGCGCAGCUAUAAGUAAAAAUAUUGCAAACUUCUUAGAAGAAAAUGAAUUAUUUGUUCCUUCCGAUGACGAUGAUGACGACGAUUAG